Molecule: messenger RNA, 1482 nt
Organism: Hypanus sabinus (Atlantic stingray)
Lineage: Eukaryota; Metazoa; Chordata; Chondrichthyes; Myliobatiformes; Dasyatidae
Product: Zinc finger protein 706-like
Exons: 4
Coding region: 173-400 (75 amino acids)
Source: RefSeq, a predicted model, not a curated record
CCUUUAAUGCCCACGUGAUCCUCGGCGCGAGUGCCCGCAUUUUUUUCACCUCCCGGGGCUUGGGCUUAAUGUCGUCACUUCCGGAGCCGUUGGACCCCGCCUCUGCUGACCGAGUACGGGCAAGCGCCGUUAGCGGGCUGUGGUGUCUGCCGUAGAUUUCCAGAAUUUCAUCAUGGCUCGUGGACAGCAGAAGAUCCAGGCCCAGCAGAAGAAUGCCAAGAGACAAGCUGAAAAGAAGAAAGGGGGAUCUGAUCAGAAGGCAGCAGCAAAGGCAGCACUUGUGCACACAUGUCCAGUCUGCAAGACACAGAUGCCAGAUCCUAAAACCUUCAAACAGCAUUUUGAGAGUAAACAUCCCAAGUCUCCUUUGCCCCCUGAGCUGGUAGAUGUACAGGCAUAAAUAAAAGCACAACUUGGAUAUGGACUUGGAUUUUUGCUGACACGGUGCACUGAAACCUACUACAUAAGGCCUGGAAAAGAUGAAGAGCAUUUGAUUCUUCAAACUUUUCAAUUUCUACUUACUACUGAACUUUGAUAUAUUUAAUCUUUUCAUGUUUUGGGACAAGGAAACAUUGAAGAUUUUUUUUUGUUUGGGCAUUACAAAGGUGCCAAUUCUUCAAGUGGGCUAAGUGGGAAAAGUGGUACAGAUCUUGUGAUAGAUUAGUACUAAUAUUGUUUCUUCACUACUUUUAAGCACUGGCAUCAUUGUGAUAUUAGUACUGCUGGAGUCUGUUACAAAUAUACGGGAGUUUGAUUCUGUGGCUUAAAGCUGUCGUGGUUUAUGUGAGAACCACUUUGGAUACCAUAUUCCUAGAUUAUGACUAAAAAUUUCUUGACCUCCCUGAGUGCAGCUCAGUCAGCCAUAUUAGCAUAUGUAUUCUUUGUUCAGCUUGUCUUCAGUACCUUCUUUGUAGAAGGGAUGUUGCAAUAUAUUAAAAAUUGUAUCCCUGUUGCAAACAGUAAGUUGUGAUCAAUCCAUAAAAAUAAUCGGGUUUAUCGCACUGGAUGUUUCCAAGUGAUUGCAGGACAAUUUAUUCUUUUGAUCUCCCUUUCUAAUUUUAAGCAUUUACUGUUCUGUUUGAUUUCCCAAAAAUAUCUUUUGAUCAGCUCCAUGAAUCAAUAGAUUCCCCACACCUAUUUAUCAUACAGAUGUUGGAUACUUUUGAAGGAACACAGUCUCUUGAAACUUGCGUGCUUAUUCAGAGCUUUACAGAUAGUUUUGUAGCUAUAAUUUUUGGAAUUAGUUUGAUAAUUAAUCUAUUAACUAGUUAUAAUUUCAUGAAUGAAAUUUUAAGGGAUUCCUCUAUAUAGAGAUAAACCAAUUAUCGCUGACUGAAAUUCCUGUUUCAAACUACAAUAUUUAAGAUUGCAAUAGCUUUUAUUUCACCCAGAAUCUUGCCUAAUCAUACAUGCAGUAUUUUGUGAUUUAUCUGGAGCUCAAUGUGAUUUCAAUAAAUAUCAAAAGCACAUUUUCUUCUAAAA